This is a messenger RNA of Schistocerca piceifrons (Central American locust), 573 nucleotides long. Its product is annotated as DNA ligase 1-like. The record is from RefSeq and is a predicted model, not a curated record. The transcript has a single exon. Lineage: Eukaryota; Metazoa; Arthropoda; Insecta; Orthoptera; Acrididae. The coding region runs from base 1 to 573 and encodes 190 amino acids.
AUGAAUGAUAAUUUAGAAACUGAUGUCCCGAGUGAUAGUAAAACCGAGGAGUUGCCAAAACAAACUGACACUCCUGCAUUCAACCAGUUAGGAAUUAAUGACAAUAUUUCUUCUGGGCAAGGGGCAGAAGUUACCAAUGCUCAAGCUAUGUCCAUACAGAACAUGCUAACAGCAUUAUUCGAAAAGUUUACUGUUAAAGAGCAGGAGCGUGAAAAACAACGUGAGCUUAAAGAUCAGGAGCGUGAAAAACAACGCGAGCUUAAAGAGCAGGAGCGUGAAAGAAAACGUCAGCAGGAAAAGGAAAAACGUAGACAAGUAAAGCUUAUAGAAAAACAGCAACAGGAGCUCAGGGACCAAGAAAAGGAAAAGAAAUUUAUGGAAAAUAUAAACAAUAUUUUUCUGGAAAGAGAUAAAGAAAUUGUCCGUAGGAUAAAUCAAGUGUUGGUCGAUCGUGAUAAUGCUAUUACUACCCAUUUCAAGCUGGAGAUCGAUGCAGUAAAAACCACUAUUGAACCGUUAACAAACAUUCCAGUUCAGGUCAAUAGUCUUCAAACUGAAGUAGAUAGACUAUAG